Zingiber officinale is the source of this 762-nucleotide messenger RNA. RefSeq lists its product as uncharacterized. The transcript has a single exon. NCBI's taxonomy places the organism in Eukaryota, Viridiplantae, Streptophyta, Magnoliopsida, Zingiberales, Zingiberaceae. The coding region runs from base 1 to 762 and encodes 253 amino acids. The record is from RefSeq and is a predicted model, not a curated record.
AUGUCAAUACUUCCUAUCCCUCGUCUUGCUGAUUUAAAGUAUGAUAAUUGGAGUAUUCAAAUGAGUGUCUUACUGGAGAGUGAAGGCUUGUGGGAUAUUGUUGAAAGAGGCUAUAAAGCACCUCAAGAAGGAGUCAACCAAACGGAGGCACAAAGGACGACAAUGGCGGAACAAAAGAGAAAAGAUAAGAAAGCUCUUUUCGUUAUCUAUAAAACUUUUGAUGAAGCUACUUUUGAGAAAGUAGCCGAAGAUACAACUUCCAAAAAGGCAUGGGAGAUCUUACAAAUAGCAUACAAAGGUGAUGAAAGAGCAAAAAAUAUUCACCUUCAAAUCUUGAGAGCGGAAUUUGAAUCAUUGGAGAUGAAAGAGUCUGAAAAUGUAUCAGACUACUUUACAAGAGUAUUGGUUAUUGUCAACCAAUUGAAAAGAAAUGGUGAUGACAUUGAAGAUAGUCGCAUCGUAGAGAAAAUUCUACGCUUGUUGGAGCCAAGGUAUGACUAUGUAAUUGCGGACAUAGAAGAAUCAAAAGAUAUGAAAGAAAUGAAGGUGCAAGAACUAUUAAGCUCUCUACAAGCUCAUGAAGCAAGAAUGCAAAGAAGACGGAGAGAGCCUAUGGAGCAAGCUCUACAAACCAAGCUCACGAUUAUUGACCGGAAAGAAGAGUCAAAGACCGAAGAUUCGCAAGAAAACGACGAUGGUCAUGGUGACUUCCGUGAACGUGGUCGAGGUAGAGGCCGUGGCAGGGUCUCUGCUCGAAGUUGA